Molecule: messenger RNA, 599 nt
Organism: Paramecium sonneborni
Lineage: Eukaryota; Ciliophora; Oligohymenophorea; Peniculida; Parameciidae
Source: the annotation of a GenBank genome assembly
AUGGUGCCAAACUAACCUUAAGGGGACAAUUAAAAUAUGUAGUAGAAUAUUUAAGAAGCUUAAAGAUUAUUGAAAAAAGUUAUUAGUAAUAUUAUCAUCUAUUAGGUAAAGAAUUACAUAAUUUAAAGAAAUACUAAGAAGCUAUCGAAUGUUAUGAUAAAGCUAUUCUAAUUAAUCCUUAAUUUGAUACUACCUGAUAUAACAAGGGUACUUAAUUUAUAAGCACUAUUAUUUAGGUUAUGCUUAAGCUUUCAGUUUACAUUGCUUAAAGUGUUGUAGAUAAUAAUUUAAAGAAAUACUAAGAAGCUAUAGAAUGUUACGAUAAAGCUCUUCUAAUAAAUCCCAAAAAUGAUUAAAUAUGGAAUAACAAGGGUAAUUUAUUUAUAAAUUUAUUAUUUAGGCCAUGCGUUAAGGAAUUUAAACAAAUACUAAGAAGCUAUAGAAUGUUAUGAUAAAGCUCUUCUAAUUAAUCCCUAAAAUGAUUAAGCAUUGAAUAACAAGGUUAAAUAAUUUAUGAAUUAAUUUAGGCUCUGCAUUACAUUAUUUAAAGAAUAAUACGAAGCUAUUGAAUGUUACAAUAAAGCUAUUAUAAUUAAUCC